AUGGGAUUUACAUUAUACAAUCUUAUUGAAGCUGCUCUUCUUUGCAUAAAUGCAGUAGCUAUUCUUAGUGAACGAUUUCUUUCAAAAUUAAGUGGUAAUGCUAAUAUAAAUUAUCCUAAUGUUGGUGGAUAUGGUGUUGAUUAUCAAAAUUCUGGAGGAGCUAAACAACAAUUAUUGACAUUAAUUCGAUCUGUUCGUACUGUGAUGAGAAUUCCUUUGAUUGCAUUUAAUGUCGUAACUAUAAUGUUUCUUAUUUUAUUUGGUUAA
Molecule: messenger RNA, 267 nt
Organism: Rotaria sordida
Lineage: Eukaryota; Metazoa; Rotifera; Eurotatoria; Philodinida; Philodinidae
Source: the annotation of a GenBank genome assembly